AUGACAACUUUAAAGAGAGCAAAACCGUGGGAAAUAUCCGACUCGGAAGGGGAGGGCGAUUAUUCUGAAAACAAAGUCGCAAUCACACGCACCCCUGCACCAAAAACCGACAAUGCCUCAUAUUCAGACUCCAGUUCGCGCAAACCAGAGGAGGCGAAUGGGAGUCACACAGGGAGGUGCUCUCCGGUAUCAGAGAGCUCAGAGACCCUGAGAGAGGAAGCUGAAGUCGGCUUGGUGCCUCCGGCUCCUCCCGCCGGUCGUCAGACCCCGAGUCCCUGGAGAAGACGACGGACGAGAGAGGAGAUCGAGGCGGACAGGAUGAGGGCAGAGGAGAGAAAAGCAGCGAGAGAAAAACAGAGGCAGGAGAGAGAGAGAGCAAGGGAGGAAAAACGACAAGAACAGCAAAGGAAAAGAGAGACAGCAGAGCGUUUGAAGAGUUUCAGACCGGAGAACUAUUUAAAACAUCUGACCGUGCGCGUUCACCCAGUGCUGCUGCAGGAUGCUGGCUCUGAUGUGUUGCUGGGGACCCUGGCAGGGCUGGAGUGGAGAAGUUCUGUUGAAAUUCAGGAUCUUUCCCACAGUAUCAGCUGGACCAGAGAGCAGCCUCCGACUGAGGAUGACGAUGCCAUAGUGGAGGAAGAACAGGUGCUGAUGGUGAUCUCUCUGACAGAGUUUAUGGACAUGAUGGUCUCUGCGAAACAGACCUUGCAGGGUUACCCAGAGGAAGCUGGUUCUGUGUCUCUGUUCCAGUCGCUCUGUGAGUACCUGAACAGAAGCCCAGAACGUGUUGUUACGGUUCUAGUGACAGGAACUGAACAGAACAGCAGGCCAUCAGCUGCAGGUCAUGGUGAUCUUCAGGACUUCGACAUAGAGGAGGUGCUGGUGUACCUGCAGCUCUAUAAGAGUGUGUCUGUGCACUUCCUCUUCGGCUGGCAGGAGGUCACCGAUCACGUGUGUGCAGUCACCAAAGCACUGUCCAAACGGCCCUUUAAGAAGCUGACAGAGCAGGCUGAGCUGGGGUUCUGUGUGGACGGAUCCUGGGCAGGGGGUGUCCGUGCAGAACGGGACGGAAGUGGGCUCAGACAGGUCUGGACCCGUCAGAUCCAGCAGCUCAAUCGCGUCAGCGUCGCUAUGGCUACGGCCGUGACGACCUCGUACCCUUCCCCUCAACUUUUAUUACAGGCAUAUGAGAAGGUGGAGUCUGAAGGUGAGAGGCGUGGCCUGUUGGCUGAUCUUCCUGUUAGAGGCGGAGCCAAAGAAAGGCGUGUAGGUCCAGAGCUCUCCAUUCGUAUACAUCGCCUCUUCACUACCCAGAAUCCUCAGCUGGUGCUGGAUUGA
This is a messenger RNA of Chanos chanos (milkfish), 1338 nucleotides long. RefSeq names its product essential meiotic structure-specific endonuclease subunit 2 (gene eme2). NCBI's taxonomy places the organism in Eukaryota, Metazoa, Chordata, Actinopteri, Gonorynchiformes, Chanidae. Gene Ontology annotation, cellular component: nucleus; Holliday junction resolvase complex. The coding region runs from base 1 to 1338 and encodes 445 amino acids. The record is from RefSeq and is a predicted model, not a curated record. Gene Ontology annotation, biological process: resolution of meiotic recombination intermediates; double-strand break repair; replication fork processing. Gene Ontology annotation, molecular function: crossover junction DNA endonuclease activity; DNA binding. The transcript is spliced from 8 exons.